Molecule: messenger RNA, 1502 nt
Organism: Cucurbita moschata (crookneck pumpkin)
Lineage: Eukaryota; Viridiplantae; Streptophyta; Magnoliopsida; Cucurbitales; Cucurbitaceae
Product: kinesin-like protein KIN-4C
Exons: 12
Coding region: 169-1398 (409 amino acids)
Biological process (GO): mitotic spindle organization; microtubule-based movement
Molecular function (GO): microtubule motor activity
Source: RefSeq, a predicted model, not a curated record
UCAGCGAAAUGAAAUCUUAACCCUCGAAUCCUCUUUCCCCUCACAGCGGAGAACUCUCUACCGCAGCUCGGGAGGUGAGUUCCGAUUAGGGCUUUCGGAUUCCAUUUCUUAGCCACUUCUCGUUCUCGUACUGAUCCAUUGCCGCAAGCAAGCUGCCGGCGGCAGAAAAUGAGGAAGGCAAUCCGUCAAUCGAAGAAAACGGGCGAAGCCGAUGUCUCGUCAUCGUCGAUCACAUCGGCUACGGACAGUAAAGACUAUGAGAAGAGAAUACGCGAACUCGAGAGUGAAAAUGAAGCGUUUCAGAAGGAAAUUAAGGAUCUAAAAAACAGAUUAGAAAAUGCUUCACCAAGUGCUGCAAAUAGUGCUAAAAAACUCAGAGAAGGUUACAUUCAGAAGUUGGAUGUCCUUGAAGAUCAGGUUACAGAAUUGAAGAAGAAAUUAGAUGUUCAAUCUCAGCUUUCAACCAGAUGGAAAAAAGGCGAUGAAGUAUCGAAACAGACAGAUCUUGAGAUUAUGAGUUUGAAGGCACAGAAGGUUCAACUGCAAUGUAAGAUGAAGCUGGAGUCUGUGCAGUUCAGAUUAUAUAAAGGUUCAUUGGAGAAGGAAGUUCUUCAGCUUAAGAGAGAAAAGAGAAGAAAUGAGCAUGAGAUGAAUAAGCUCCUAACUUCUAAUCAGAGACUAAAGAUGGUUUUGCAACGGAAGGCCGAGGAAGCUUCUGAAGUUACGAAAAGGAUAAGAAAUCUUUUGGAAUCUCGAAGGACUUCUGCACAAAGAAGAGCAGGUGCUAAACAUGGAAAUAUUACUUCUACCCAGUAUGUUGAGAAUGAAUUUGAAGUCACAGCGAGGUUACAUGAGUUAUGUUCCCAGUAUGAGCAUCUCAUAGAAGAGAAGGAUAAGGAGAUUGCGAAACUUCAAGAAGAAGCAGAUGCGCUGAAGCAAGAAAAAUCAGGGUACCCAUCUCAGGACACUGAUGACAACAUGUUGGAAAACAAUCAAGAUAUGAACGAACUAAAGGAACAGAUGGUCAUGUUGAGUGGUUUGUUUAACCAAAUGCGAAUCCAGAAGUUAAACCAUACUCCUAAGGAUGCAUCAAAGGACGUUUCCGAUCAAACCUCUCCCAGCUUUGGGAGUAAUAAUCUUUGUGAGCAGUUCGAUUCAGCCGGUGAAGAACAUCAGCAAGACAACGUGAAAAAGAUAACACUUAAGGAAGAAUGCUGCUCUUGCAGUAAGAAAUCACUGUGCAAGACAACGAAGUGCCAAUGCCGAUCAACUGGAAGGAGCUGUGGCACAUCAUGUGGCUGUGCCCUUGGAAAGUGCAGCAAUAGAUAUGAGAAACCGGGUGAGAUGAUCAAUGGGCAACCACUGAAGCCUUUAUCUGACAUAAAGAAUGUAUAUUGACCAAUCCCUGUUGAUUCGCCGAUCCAUCCUAACAAGUAUACAAACUAAAUCAGCGACAAAGACACCGCUAAGAACCCUUUUUUUGGAGUUAAACCAAUCGAAAA